AUGACGAUUAUUCCUGGAAUACAGGACUGGAAGAAAGCCAGGGGCACGGGACAGCUGGAAGCAGCUCCUUGCCAGGUGGAUUUGGUCCUUGCAGCAGAGUACGUAGCAGCCAGUGGGGGGCCUAGAGACGAGUGUGAAACGGGAGAAUCCAGUGUCCUUCAGCUCAGCUGGUGGUCAAGGAAAAAAAUGGGCUUUGGCCUAUUUAUGCAUUCGAAUCCCAGUUCUGCCUUUUGCCUAGAGGGACUGGUUGGUGCCAGGUGGAAGGUGAUUGUUUUGCUGCUCCUAUUGAUGCCCAGCCCUGGUGGUGAAGGGUUAUUUUGCUCCAUGUACAAACAUAACCAGACUUCCAAACCACAUAAGGGGUAUGUAGGACAGCCAUUGUUUCUUACUCACUAUAUUGAAGCUGGGAACUCUGCAAAAGGAAAACACCUGAGCCUGGUUGCUCCUUUCCCUGGAUGGAACAGCAAGAGUUUCACUGGCUACCUCACUGUGAAUAAGACUUACAACAGCAACCUUUUCUUCUGGUUCUUUCCUGCUCAGGUAAAGACUUUAGAGGCUCCACUAGUUCUCUGGCUGCAGGGUGGGCCAGGAGGUCCAUCCAUGUUUGGACUCUUUAUGGAACAUGUCACAAGAAAUAUGACCUUGCAUGCCAGAGAUUUUCCCUGGACUACUAUAUUUUCAAUGCUUUACUUUGAUAAUCCAGUGGGCACUGGCUUCAGUUUUACCAAUGACCCCCAGGGAUAUGCAGUCAAUGAGGAGGAUGUGGCAUGAGAUUUAUACAGUGCACUAAUUCAGUUUUUCCAAUUGUUUCUUGAAUAUAAAGAGAAUGACUUUUAUGCCACUGGGGAGUCUUAUGCAGGGAAAUAUGUGCCAGCCAUUGCUCACUAUAUCCAUGUACUCAACCCCGUGAUGUCGAUGAAGAUCAACCUGAAAGGAAUUGCUAUUGGAGAUGCAUAUUCUGAUCCUGAAUCACUCAUAGAAGGCUAUGCAGCAUUCCUGUACCAGACUGGCUUGUUGGAUGAGAAGCAGCGAAAGUACUUCCAGAAGCAGUGCGAUGCGUGCAUGAAAUACAUCCAGGAGAAGUGGCUUCAAGCCUUUGAAGUACUGGAUAAACUACUAGAUGGUGACUUAAUAAACAACCCCUCUUACUUCCAGAAGGUUACAGGAUGUACUAAUUACUAUAACAUUUUACAGUGUGUGGAACCUGCAGACCAAAGUUACUAUGUGAAGUAUUUGUCCCUCCCACAAGUGAGACAAGACAUCCAUAUGGGAAACCGGACUUUUGAUGAUGGAUCUGAAGUUGAAAAGAACAUGCGGGAAGACACAGUAAAGUCAGUUAAGCCAUGGUUAACUGAAAUUAUGAACACUUACAAGGUUCUGAUCUACACUGGCCAACUGGACAUCAUCGUGGCAGCUCCCCUGACAGACCACUCCUUGAUGGCUAUGAACUGGAAAGGAUCCCAGGAACAGAAGGCAAAAAGGAAAGUUUGGAAGAUCUUUAAAUCCAAUGAUGAUGUGGCUGGUUAUGUGCGGCAAGUGAAUGACUUCUGUCAGGUAAUUGUUCAAGGUGGAGGACACUUUUUACCCUCUGACCAGCCUCUGAGAUCUUUUGACAUGAUUCAUCGAUUCAUUCUUGGGAGAGGACGGGGUCCUUGUUGGUGGAUAAACUACUUCCCUGAAAGAGAAUGUCGGGAGUUUUAGUCUUUGAACAUUUUCAAAACAGGGAAUAUUAUAUUAAUUAGAAAUUUUAUUUUUAUAUCUGCUAAACAUUCCUCAUCAAUAAAAUUAUCCUCAAAACAAAUUAGGUUCUAUUUUGGGGGAGAGAUAGCUUUUUACAAGAGAAACUAUAAGAAAAUGCUGUGCGUGAGCAAGAAUCACAUCGUUUAACUUAAAGGAUGGAAAGAAUGGAUUCUGAGAUUUGACAGAAAUGGAUAAAUGAGAGGUUGGGAUCUUGAAUGGGAAUUUUAAAGAGUAUGUGAAAAGGGCAAUAAACGAA
Messenger RNA from Manis pentadactyla (Chinese pangolin), 1996 nucleotides. RefSeq names its product carboxypeptidase vitellogenic like (gene CPVL). Lineage: Eukaryota; Metazoa; Chordata; Mammalia; Pholidota; Manidae. The record is from RefSeq and is a predicted model, not a curated record. Gene Ontology annotation, biological process: proteolysis. Gene Ontology annotation, molecular function: serine-type carboxypeptidase activity.